AUGCAAAUGACUCGAAAGUCCGCUUCCGUGCCAUUGAGAGCGCAGGAGCCGACCAUCCCCCGACACAUCCCGACGUCAUGGCGGUACCUCAGACUCGUCAACCAAAAUCUGGCAACUUGCAUAAUACCCGGGAAGCGAAAUUUGAAGUGA
Molecule: messenger RNA, 150 nt
Organism: Coprinopsis cinerea okayama7#130
Lineage: Eukaryota; Fungi; Basidiomycota; Agaricomycetes; Agaricales; Psathyrellaceae
Exons: 2
Coding region: 1-150 (49 amino acids)
Source: RefSeq, a predicted model, not a curated record